CAGGCAAGCCGCAAUCCAGACCCGUUCUGCCUCCACAGUCGCGGUCGAGGUGCUAGCGGAAAAAUGUGGGUUUUUGGUUACGGGUCCCUGAUCUGGAAGGUGGACUUCCCCUAUCAGGACAAGUUGGUCGGACGCAUCACGGGCUACAGCCGGCGUUUCUGGCAAGGCAGCACAGACCACCGCGGAGUCCCAGGCAAGCCUGGAAGAGUUGUGACUCUUAUUGAAGAUCCUGGGGGUUGUGUAUGGGGUGUUGCUUACAGACUGCCAGCAGGAAAGGAAGAAGAAGUAAAAGCGUACCUUGACUUCAGAGAGAAAGGAGGCUACAGGACCACAACAGUCAUUUUUUAUCCAAAAGAUCCCACUACAAAACCAUUCAAUGUGUUGCUAUAUAUUGGAACACAUGAUAAUCCUAAUUACCUUGGUCCUGCACCUCUGGAAGAUAUUGCUGAACAAAUCUUUAAUGCAGCUGGUCCAAGUGGAAGAAAUACAGAAUAUCUUUUUGAACUUGCAAAUUCUAUUAGGAAUCUUGUGCCAGAAGAUGCAGAUGAGCAUCUUUUCUCUUUGGAAAAAUUAGUAAAAGAACGUUUAGAAGGAAAACAGAACCUCGACUGCUUAUAAAGACCUAAUCAUUGACUUUUCCAGAGAAGCAGAACUUUUAGUCUUCAAGAAUAGUUGCAAUGCACAAUGACAAUAUGAUUUGGAAGCAUAUUUACUUGAAGAUCUUAUUUAUUUUUAAUGUUGUAGUCAAGAUAUCAUCAAAAUUUAUAGUUAAUUUCAAGUGUCCUGAAACACAUAUAUAUUCAAAGUAUAGGGUAUAGUUACAGAAAAAAUUCAAUUUUUAAUAAUAUAAUGACCUCCUAACUGUAUAUUGAACACUUGAUCAUGAGAAGUGAGUUCUGUAGAAAAAUACAAGAAAUUUCACAGCUUGUUUUUGAAUCAGAGUAAAAAUAAUUUUAUUGUUUCAUAUCACAAUACUAUUUUGAAGUUGUAGAGAAUUAAAUCAAAAGUCUAAUAAAUAUAAUAAGGUAUACCUUCAAUAUAUUCCUAUGCAAUAAUUCUGUUACCAUGGUUUAAAAUAUAUAAGCUUAAAAUAGUGUAAUUAGAAAUAUACACUAACUAGAGGCCCGGUGCACAAAAUUCGUGCACUAGGAGGGAGGGGGGUCCCCUCAGCCUGGUCUGCACCCUCUCACAGUCGAGGAGCCCUUGGGGGAUGUCCGACUACAGGCUUAGGCCUGUUUGGACAUCCCUCUCGCAGUCCAGGAGCCCUUGCUCCCGCUCACUGCUCUUUAUUGCUCGGCUCGCUGCUCCUUAGCGCUGCUGCAGAGGCAGGAAAGGCCCCGGCUUGUGGCUGAGCUGCACUCCCCCUGUGGGAGCACACUGACCACCAGGGGAACAGCUCCUGCAUUGAGUAUCUGCCUCCUGGUGGUCAGUGCGCAUCAUAGCAACCAGUCGUUCUGGUCGUUCCACUGUAAUGGUCACUUUGGUUUUUAUUAUAUAGACAUGAUAAGAUUUCAGCUUUGAUUAGAAAUUUCCUUGUUCAGUUAUUAAAUAAUAUCUCUUCCAAUUUAAGCCCCCCAAAAUUAGCAUGUUUAAUAUAAAAAUUUCCUAUACAUCUCCUUUUUUUAAUAAAUGCAUUUUACUACA
Messenger RNA from Eptesicus fuscus (big brown bat), 1644 nucleotides. It is a transcript of the gene CHAC2, whose product is annotated as ChaC glutathione specific gamma-glutamylcyclotransferase 2. The transcript is spliced from 3 exons. Lineage: Eukaryota; Metazoa; Chordata; Mammalia; Chiroptera; Vespertilionidae. The coding region runs from base 64 to 618 and encodes 184 amino acids. Gene Ontology annotation, molecular function: glutathione specific gamma-glutamylcyclotransferase activity; gamma-glutamylcyclotransferase activity. The record is from RefSeq and is a predicted model, not a curated record. Gene Ontology annotation, biological process: glutathione catabolic process. Gene Ontology annotation, cellular component: cytoplasm.